Messenger RNA from Syzygium oleosum, 1202 nucleotides. Its product is annotated as isopentenyl-diphosphate Delta-isomerase I-like. Gene Ontology annotation, biological process: isoprenoid biosynthetic process; isopentenyl diphosphate biosynthetic process. The coding region runs from base 97 to 969 and encodes 290 amino acids. Gene Ontology annotation, cellular component: cytoplasm. Gene Ontology annotation, molecular function: isopentenyl-diphosphate delta-isomerase activity. The record is from RefSeq and is a predicted model, not a curated record. Lineage: Eukaryota; Viridiplantae; Streptophyta; Magnoliopsida; Myrtales; Myrtaceae. The transcript is spliced from 6 exons.
CUUCAUCAAUGGCGGACGCUCUCUCAGAUCAGCGCGAAGCAUCCGAGGUUUCCCUCUUCUUCUUCUUCUUCUUCUUCCUCCGACGACGACGGCCCGAUGUCGCUGACGACCCGCCUUCCCAGCCCGGCCCUCUUCUCCUCUCGCUGCCGCCGCAAGUUCCCACCUUUCCCUUCCCAUGCCGCCCCUGUCCGGCGCUUCGCGAGCCGCCGGGCCUUCGGCAGCGUCCGGGCGUCCGUGUCCGUUCGGUCCCCCGCGAGCACCGCCGUGGGCGGCGCCCCCGACGCCGCGAUGGACGCCGUCCAGAGGCGCCUCAUGUUCGAGGACGAAUGCAUUUUGGUUGACGAAAAUGAUCAGGUUAUCGGUCAUGAAUCGAAAUAUAAUUGUCACUUAAUGGAAAAAAUUGAAAAGGAAAAUCUGUUGCAUAGAGCUUUCAGUGUUUUCCUGUUCAACACAAAGUACGAGUUACUGCUUCAGCAACGAUCUGCGACAAAGGUAACUUUCCCCCUUGUAUGGACAAACACCUGCUGCAGUCAUCCCUUGUACCGGGAGUCCGAGCUUAUCGAUGAGAACGCUUUGGGUGUCAGGAAUGCUGCACAGAGGAAGCUCUUGGAUGAGUUGGGUAUUCCUGCUGAGGAUGUGCCAGUUGAUCAAUUCAUCCCACUAAGUCGUAUGUUGUAUAAGGCUCCUUCUGACGGCAAGUGGGGAGAACAUGAACUUGACUACUUGCUCUUCAUUGUUCGAGAUGUCGGUGUCCAUCCAAAUCCUGAUGAAGUCGCCGAUGUCAAAUAUGUGAACAGGGAGCAGCUAAAAGAGCUGCUGAGGAAAGUCGAUGCUGGUGAGGAAGGUCUGAAGCUGUCACCCUGGUUCAGACUAGUCGUGGACAAUUUCUUGUUUAAGUGGUGGGAUCACGUCGAAAAAGGGACUCUCAAGGAAGCUGCUGAUAUGGAAAACAUUCACAAGCUCACUUAAGAUCGGCUAGAAACGAACACUUCUAGGAGUUAUGCUGAUAACAGCAUCCUCAACUGCCAUAUAUCAAUAAAGUCACAUGUUGAAAGGUUUCGAAGUAGUGGGCAUUAUGUGGUUAUUUAAUCAUGGUCUGCUCUUUUUUUAGUUGAAAGCUGCUCUUCUGCCUUGGUUCUUAUACCAAGAUAUGCUUCUGGUUUUUGGUCUAUUAUAUCAAUGAUAUCCCUUUAUUUUGUGAA